Molecule: messenger RNA, 888 nt
Organism: Penicillium malachiteum
Lineage: Eukaryota; Fungi; Ascomycota; Eurotiomycetes; Eurotiales; Aspergillaceae
Product: ribosomal RNA processing 1 family protein
Exons: 4
Coding region: 1-888 (295 amino acids)
Biological process (GO): rRNA processing
Cellular component (GO): preribosome, large subunit precursor; nucleus; preribosome, small subunit precursor
Source: RefSeq, a predicted model, not a curated record
AUGGCGGAUAUUCAGAAGACUCCCUUUGUGAGGGACCUCGCCUCAAGCGAUCGCAAAACCCGCGACAAGGCCCUCGAGUCCUUGACAUCAUUCCUCCGCGCGCGCAAUGAUUUAAAGCUCCUAGAUAUGGUCAAGCUCUGGAAGGGUCUCUUCUUCUGCGUCUUCCACUCUGACCGCCCACUCACUCAACAAGCUCUCGCUCGUGCCCUCUCCUACUCUAUUGUUCCUUCUCUCCCUCAUGCCACACUGCACCGCUUCCUGCGCGCUUUCUGGAUCACUAUCGGCCGAGACUGGCACUCCAUUGACCGUCUACGACUGGACAAGUACCUUUACCUGGUCCGUUGCUACGUCGGUGUCGCAUUCGAGGUCCUCCUGAAGGGCAACAAGAGCACAAAAGCCGAUAGCAAGAAGCGCAAGCGCGAAGACUCAAAAAAGAAGGGAACUGGAAAGAAGCAGAAGAAGGGCGUCGAGGAGCAGGCAGACGAUGCCGCAGACGAUGACAAGACCGGCGAGGCGGAUGGAAAAUGGGAGGAUCUCUCAGCUUACAUUGAUAUAAUUGAGCAGGGCCCACUUUGCCCCGUGAACUUCGAUCCCGAUCAGCCUGAAGAGGAUCUCGAAAAGGACUUCAUUCCCAUGCCCCAUGGUCCAGACGGGUUGAGGUAUCAUGUUAUGGAUAUCUGGAUUGACGAGUUGGAGAAGGUUCUGGAGUUCGAGGGCGAGGAGGGAGAGCGCAAGAUUAAGGGUGAUAUUCCUAUUGAGCUGAUCCUACGGCCGUUGGAGAAGCUGCGUACCGAGAGUCAGUUCAAGCCUGCGCGGACAAGAGCUAUUGAGACUCUGGAUGACGAUCGGUUGAUUGACGAUGGCGAGUGGGGUGGUUUUGAUGAUUAG